GGAGCUGCCGGCCACGCGUGAGGGAGGUCGCGGGUCGGCGCCGGGAGAGGGGAGCCGGGCUGUGAGCCGGAGACCAGAUGCGGCGCCCGAAGCGGGAGGGAGCCUGGACUCGAACCGUGAGGAGGUCGUUGUAAAGCCAGGUGUCAAUAUGACGGAGCGCUUUGACUGCCACCACUGCAGUGAGUCACUGUAUGGCAAGAAGUACAUCCUGAAGGAGGAGAACCCCCACUGUGUGACCUGCUUUGAAGAGCUGUACGCCAACACAUGCGAGGAGUGUGGCACGACCAUUGGCUGUGACUGCAAGGAUUUGUCCUACAAGGACAGGCACUGGCACGAGGGAUGCUUCCAUUGCUCUCAGUGCAAGAGCUCAUUAGUGGACAAGCCCUUUGCCGCCAAGGAGGAGCAGCUGCUCUGCACGGACUGCUAUUCCAACGAGUACUCGUCCAAGUGCCAGGAAUGCAAGAAGACCAUCAUGCCAGGUACCCGCAAAAUGGAGUACAAGGGCAGCAGCUGGCAUGAGACCUGCUUCAUCUGCCAGCGCUGCCAGCAGCCCAUUGGAACGAAGAGUUUCAUCCCUAAAGACAAUCAGAACUUCUGUGUGCCCUGCUAUGAGAAGCAGUAUGCACUGCAGUGUGUGCAGUGCAAAAAGCCCAUCACCACGGGAGGUGUCACUUACCGUGAGCAGCCCUGGCACAGGGAGUGCUUCGUGUGCACUGCCUGCAAGAAGCAGCUGUCAGGGCAGCGGUUCACUGCGCGGGAUGAGUUUGCCUAUUGCCUGACCUGCUUCUGUGACUUGUAUGCCAAGAAAUGUGCUGGGUGCACCAAUCCCAUCAGCGGACUCGGUGGCACAAAGUACAUCUCUUUUGAGGAACGACAGUGGCACAACGACUGCUUUAACUGCAAGAAGUGCUCCCUGUCCCUGGUAGGGCGGGGCUUCCUCACUGAAAGGGAUGACAUCCUCUGCCCUGAUUGUGGGAAGGACAUCUGAAGGCAGUGCAGAAUCCACGGCUGUGGCCUUGCACAGAUUUAAUUGUUUUCUUUCUCAGCCAGGCAAUUACUGUGUUCUGGUUCCCACCAGCCACCUGAGGCUUUCCUCUCACUGCCCAGUAGUCUUCAUAUUUGUUGCAACCCUUUAGUCUUCUGUUAGCAGUCCAGUCCCAGGGACAGGGAAAUCUUUUAUGUAAACCCUGGGAGGGAAGAUGGUUUGGAAGUUUUAUAGUCACACAGGCAGAUCCAAGUGGGAAAGUCCCUUUGAAUGAUGUCUUUAUAAAUGCAUCCUUUCACUGCCUAUUUAAUUUUUAAGUGCAAUUAAUAUUUGUCACGAACUUGAAAGUUUUCCAAGAAAAAUUGGUAUAUGUAGCUCUGUUAAUUUCCUUUCUUAUGUAAAGCCUAGAAUAAGAUUAUGCAACUUACAAUAAAGUUAUUCAGGACACAA
Messenger RNA from Jaculus jaculus (lesser Egyptian jerboa), 1435 nucleotides. It is a transcript of the gene Fhl2, whose product is annotated as four and a half LIM domains 2. The coding region runs from base 149 to 988 and encodes 279 amino acids. Gene Ontology annotation, molecular function: transcription factor binding; transcription coregulator activity. Gene Ontology annotation, biological process: negative regulation of transcription by RNA polymerase II; negative regulation of calcineurin-NFAT signaling cascade. NCBI's taxonomy places the organism in Eukaryota, Metazoa, Chordata, Mammalia, Rodentia, Dipodidae. The transcript has 6 exons. Gene Ontology annotation, cellular component: nucleus; Z disc. The record is from RefSeq and is a predicted model, not a curated record.